ACAGGAAGUAUUUAAAGACUGAACUGUCAGUGAUGUGAGCCACUACUUUACAGCAGCUCAGCUGGACUCUGAUCUCACCAUGUUUCUCCACUGUGAGCUGCUAAUACUGAUACUUGUGCUGACUCUUCAUGGUCAAGUUCAUACAGGGGAAAUCAUUGGAGGUCACGAGGCCGAGCCACAUAGCCGGCCUUACAUGGUGCUUUUGGAGGGGCGCACGCAGGAUGGUGAAUUGACACACUGCGGCGGCUUCCUUCUGAACGAGGAUUUUGUGAUGACUGCAGCCCACUGCAAAGCCAAUUACACGGCCUUACUGGGACUUCACAAUGCCCGAAACAGAGCUGAAAUACAGAAUAUAUCUGUGGAAAAAAAAUAUCCACAUGAAGACUAUAAUGAAGAUGAUCAUAAAGGUGACAUAAUGCUUCUCAAGUUGAGCUCCAAAGCAAAAUUCAGCAAAGAUGUGAAACCCAUUGCUCUCACAGACCAAGGUGAUGGCUCUCUGCCGACAAACUGUGCAGUCUCCGGCUGGGGAAGAUUAGACCAGAACUCAAUAUAUAUGUCUGACGUACUCAUGGAAGUCAACGUAACAUUAGUUGACAGUGAGCAGUGUGCUCAGGACAACGUGUACUGCUCUGAGGUAGAGACUGGACCGGGUGAGGGAGACUCUGGUGGUCCACUGGUCUGUGGAGAUGGAAAGGCGUACGGGGUGGUGUCCUUACUCCAUCAAGAGAUGCCAGAUGCCUCGAAAAGAUAUCAUUAUACUAAGAUUCCUGACUACAGACGCUGGAUCGAUUCGAUUAGUGGGGUACGGUGUCCCCGGUGUCCCCCAAGGGUCUGUAACACUGUCAGGAGGUCCGCGAAAUAAUUUGCUAUAAAUAAUAAAAUUGUGCUCUAUCUUUAAAAAGUGCAUAUCUACAGAUGGGGACCCCACGACCAAAACAAGCAUACUUUAUCCAUUACUCCCACUUACAUUAGCUUUGGGCGAAUAGAAACGCUGAUAUGAUUGUGACACGCAGCAAUAAG
Sebastes umbrosus (honeycomb rockfish) is the source of this 1020-nucleotide messenger RNA. Its product is annotated as granzyme B(G,H)-like. The transcript has 6 exons. The record is from RefSeq and is a predicted model, not a curated record. NCBI's taxonomy places the organism in Eukaryota, Metazoa, Chordata, Actinopteri, Perciformes, Sebastidae. Gene Ontology annotation, molecular function: serine-type endopeptidase activity. Bases 80 to 862 code for a protein of 260 amino acids. Gene Ontology annotation, biological process: proteolysis.